Grammomys surdaster is the source of this 2710-nucleotide messenger RNA. RefSeq names its product cyclin A2 (gene Ccna2). The coding region runs from base 95 to 1366 and encodes 423 amino acids. The record is from RefSeq and is a predicted model, not a curated record. Gene Ontology annotation, biological process: regulation of cyclin-dependent protein serine/threonine kinase activity; mitotic cell cycle phase transition. The transcript has 8 exons. Gene Ontology annotation, molecular function: cyclin-dependent protein serine/threonine kinase regulator activity. Gene Ontology annotation, cellular component: cytoplasm; cyclin A2-CDK2 complex; nucleus. NCBI's taxonomy places the organism in Eukaryota, Metazoa, Chordata, Mammalia, Rodentia, Muridae.
CCUGCUCCGCGGGUCGGCCGCCGGGUCCCGCACAGCCCGGGAGCGGCGGGCGCUGUGCACGCUCUGCCGCCGACAGAUCCCGACUGGAGCCGCGAUGCCGGGCACCUCGAGACAGCCUGGUCGCCAGGCAGGCUCAUCCCUGCUCUCGUUGCAUCAAGAAGACCAGGAGAAUGUCAACCCCGAAAAUGUGGCGCCAGUCCAGCAGCCGCGGGCGCAGGCGGUGCUUAAGGCCGGGAACGUGCGGGGACCCGCGCCGCAGCAGAAGCUCAAGACUCGGCGGGUUGCGCCUCUUAAGGACCUUCCUAUAAACGAUGAGCAUGUCGCUGCUGGUCCUUCAUGGAAAGCAGUCAGUAAACAGCCUGCCUUCACCAUUCAUGUGGAUGAAGCAGAAGAGACUCAGAAGAGGCCAGCUGAGCUUAAAGAAACAGAGUGUGAAGAUGCCCUGGCUUUUAAUGCAGCUGUCUCUUUACCCGGAGCAAGAAAACCACUGACACCUCUUGAUUAUCCAAUGGAUGGUAGUUUUGAAUCCCCACAUGGUAUGGAUAUGUCUAUUGUCUUAGAAGAUGAAAAGCCAGUGAAUGUCAAUGAAGUACCUGACUAUCACGAAGAUAUUCACACAUACCUUAGGGAAAUGGAGGUUAAAUGUAAACCUAAAGUGGGUUAUAUGAAGAGGCAGCCAGACAUCACCAACAGUAUGCGGGCCAUCCUUGUGGACUGGCUAGUUGAAGUGGGAGAAGAAUAUAAACUACAGAAUGAGACCCUGCAUUUGGCUGUGAACUACAUUGAUAGAUUCCUGUCCUCCAUGUCCGUGUUAAGAGGAAAGCUUCAGCUUGUGGGCACAGCUGCUAUGCUGCUAGCUUCGAAAUUUGAAGAAAUUUACCCCCCAGAAGUAGCGGAGUUUGUGUAUAUUACAGACGAUACCUAUUCUAAGAAGCAGGUUCUGAGAAUGGAGCACCUAGUAUUGAAAGUCCUUGCUUUUGACUUGGCUGCACCAACAGUAAAUCAGUUCCUUACCCAGUACUUCCUGCACCUGCAGCCUGCAAACUGCAAGGUUGAAAGCUUAGCAAUGUUUUUGGGAGAAUUAAGUUUGAUAGAUGCUGAGCCAUACCUCAAGUACUUGCCGUCACUUAUCGCUGGAGCUGCCUUUCACUUGGCUCUCUACACAGUCACAGGACAGAGCUGGCCUGAGUCAUUGGUACAACAGACUGGAUAUACCCUAGAAAGUCUCAAGCCUUGUCUCCUGGACCUUCACCAGACCUACCUCAAAGCACCACAGCAUGCCCAACAGUCCAUAAGGGAAAAGUACAAGCAUUCAAAAUAUCACAGUGUUUCUCUUCUCAACCCACCAGAGACACUAAAUGUGUGAAAAUGAAAGACUGACUGCCUUCGUUUGAAAUGGGAGUUGCUCAGAAUUCAUCCUGUACAGUUUUUAUCUUGGGUUUUAAUUUCACAAUCAUUCUAAAUGUAGAUGGUAUAGCCACAGACAAAUUAUGGUAUCCAUUGCUUUUAAAAUGGUUUUAAUUUGUAUAUCUUUUGUACAUGUGUCUAUCUUAGAUAUUUGGAUCAUUUUAAUUGGUUUGUUAGCAUUGGUGCUGCCAACUGUCAGGAUAAUAAGAAUAAAUUGAUUUGGAAAUCUUUGCAAGUCAAAGUUAAUUUGAGGUAAUGAAUGAUAAUGUCACUUAGAUGCUAAUUUGAUUUGUUUUAUUGUUCAGUGGGGGGUAGGACUGAAAUUUCAGAGAGAGACCUUCAAAUUCUGACAAAUUUUCAAAUUUUGUAUUUGAUCAUUCUAAGCAACCAACUAAAUUGCUGACUUGGUCAUAAAUAACCAAAAGUAAACCAAUCUGUUGUCGGUGCAGCAGAACUCACUUGGCUCUCAUGUUUACAGAAGUUUAUUUAUCAACUUUUACAAAAAGAGAUGUUUAUCAACCUUUACAAAUAAGGUUUCACAUGAGCUGGGAAGCUUUUGUACAGCAAAAAGUUUUCCAGAAAGUUUAUUCAACGUAUAAUGUUAAAGACAAAAACAGUUUAUCAAGUUCAGCUUAUAAUAAAAAGCAUCCAGAGCUGUUAGCACUGAGCAGACCUCCUCUUAGUAGCUGUAUAGUAUACACACAUACAAAUCCACCACUGUAGCCUAAUUAGCAGUUCUCUUCUUUUUCUUCCUUCUCCCUUGACUUUUACUUGGUGCCUUCUGGUUUGUACUGGUCUGAGCUCUGUAAAUAAAGUAAUAUAACAGCUUGCUGUACCCCAUCGGUCCUGGAUUGGGUCACAGGGACUCUGAAAGGUACCCCAUUUUUAUAGAACCAAUUUUUAAUGGAUAUUUGAAAGAGACCAAAAUUUGUUACCUUAUUUUCUUUGGAUUCUUCUCUGGCUCCAAAAUGAUCAUUUCUUCUUCUUCACUAUCUGAUAGCACUAUAGGGGCACCUUUAAGAAAAUUCCAAAAAAGGAGUUUACUACUUAACCACAUCAGAAGCCCUAAUGCUUCCAUUUCCAUGCUAAGAGAGCUCAAGCUAUGCUGCUUGGAGGCUGACACUUUACAAAUCUUACAAGUCUGAAAAUUUGUAAAAAUUGAUGUUUUAUUUGAUCUGGUUCUUGCUACCAGGGCUGACCUGACCAUGAAAAAUGUAGGAAACUGCUUUGUUUGCCCAUUUUUCUCUUGAACAGUAAUUAUAUAUGUGUGUGUAAAUAAAGCAUGCCCAUUUGGCUGGCUGUG